UGGUCCUCUACCCCAUGUCCCUUCACAUCCACAGGAAAGUUUUUCUUCCCAAUCCAUUUUCCACCCAACGCUGUGCCCUACCCAGAACUCCUUUCGGCAGGUGCCUUUCCCCUCGUCCAGUCCAGGAUCCUUGGAGGCUGGGAGUGUGAGAGACAUCCCCAACACUGGCAGGUAGCUGUGUAUCACUAUGACAAGUCUGUUGGGGAUGGUGAGGAGCAUCCUAGUCCAACCCCAGUGGGAACUCACAGCUGCCCAGUGCAUCCCAGGUACCUCUUUGACCAUCUGUCACUAUGGCCUCUCACACCCUGGUGUCCCUGCUUUUCCCAUUCUGUGUCUCCGUCUCCCUCCCUCUCCUGCCAGUACUUUCCUGCUCUCUCUGCUGUCCAUUCUCUCUUUCCCCAUCCAUUUCUCCUCUCAUUCUCCCUUUUGUCCAGAUUCCCUGCAUGCUCCUCCCCCUCAUCACUGCUUCGUCCCUCACAUAACAAGGUGAGGCUGGGUCAGCACAGCCUGGACACUGAUGGAGACACUGGCCAGGAUGUCCCUGUCCGACAUUCCAUCCCACACCCACUCUGUAACAGGAGCCUCCGAAUACCCACGUUUCUCAGCCCGGAUGCUGACAACAGCCAGGACCUAAUGCUGCUUCAGCUGAGGGAACCAGCCAACACCACAGAGGCUGUGUGUGACAAGCCAGCCCACCCUGGACCAGGAAGUGCGGUUCUGGAGGAACAGGCCAGGCAACUGAGCUCCUGUAUUCCUGUCAUGGUUGUGUUCUCUCGGCCCACAGCUCUAAGUGCAAAGAUGCUGCAGUGUGUGGACCUCACCCUCAUGUCCAUUGAUGUCUGUACGGACUCUUAUUCACAGAGGGUGACAGAAUUCAUUCUGUGUGCUAGACAGAGAUACCUGCAUGGUGAGCAGCCCCAACCCCAGGUCGCUGAGACAAGACACGGAGACAACCAGAGCUUCUCAACAUGUGGACACCUUUUCUUAUGUAUCUUCAUGGUACCUAUGACCAUCCUAGACCCUGAGCAGCCAACAGGUGACUCUGGAGGACCCUUGGUCUGCGGGGGUGCCCUGCAGGGCAUUGUAUCCUGGGGUGAUGUCCCUUGUGAUACUACCACCAAGCCUGGAGUCCACACAAAAGUCUGAAGCUACAUGGAGUGGAUCUGGAAAAAUAUGAGAAGGAACUGAAUCAUUGGCCCACCAUUUACACCCUCAAGGACCACCUCAGACUCUGACUAAGAAUCCCCAGUAGUAGUCCUCUCCUACUUCCUACUGCAAGGGGCUGGCCGUCUUGGACAUGCGCUCAUGAACCACCUAACCAAUGACUACAUCUUCCUUCUCCCAUGUCCUUUUCUUCUCAUGGUCUCUGCCUGAAACCCCAAGCCCAGGAACUUCCAGGCCUGCCUAUCUCUCUUCUGCCUACAGGCUGUAGGCAUCUUUAUUAACCUAUCAAGGAUAACUUGGGGGCAGAGUUUGUACAACAAAAGCUGUUACAUUAGGAUCUAUUGGUCUUCAAUCAACCAGAUCUUGGGGUACAGAAUUUAGCAUUGAAUAUAAGCAGCACUAGACCAACCCCAUAC
Messenger RNA from Rattus norvegicus (Norway rat), 1580 nucleotides. Lineage: Eukaryota; Metazoa; Chordata; Mammalia; Rodentia; Muridae. The record is from RefSeq and is a predicted model, not a curated record.